GCCUGCGCCUCUCCCCUGAACGGAAUCCACAUCCCCCCUUUUGAUCACUGUCUGGCAUCCAAGUUCCAGGUGUGUGCAGCAGCCCAACUCAUUCCCAGCGAGCCAAACGAAGUAUCCAAUUCGGAAUCCCUUCACCAGUUCACCUCAACCCAAAUUGCUUCUCUUCCUUCCUUUCUGCUUUGCCCUGUGAAUUCUUUCCGUUUGCCUCCUUCCCCCCCACACAAUUUCAAACUCCAUCCCCCUUCACCCUCCUCCUCCUCAUCCUCCCUCCUCCGCCCCUUAUCUCAUCUUCUUCCCUUCGUCCAACGUUUCUCUCGCGCAGUACCUACAAUAAACUUGGGUUUUACUGUCAUUGUCUUCGAUAUCCGUGGGGGCAUACAACACACACACAUACACACACACACACUGACCAACCAACCAAAUUAUCCAGCCCGGCGGCGCCAGAUUGUCUCACCACCCCAGUCCACGUCCCACGUCCGUCCGCACCAAGCCUCGAGGCCUAAGAGAGGGGGCGUCUUUUGCGGGGUUCCUCCAACGAGCGAGCGAACGAGCGUCUUUGUACGCAACCUCGAACCUCCACCAACAAAUCACGACCCUAGAGCGACCGACCGACCGGCACUCCUUCUCGUCGUCGACCGUCUCGUCUCUCCUCUGCCUACCUCGCUUGACGCUUGACCUCUUCAUUACUUAUCCAUCUUCUACCUUUGCUUUACUGCUCACCGGAACUUCCUAGAGCGACCGACUCACCUCCCCUGGUCGUCGUCGUCAUUCUCGACACUUCCCGACUCCUCGUCGUCUCCUGAACCGACCGACCGACCGGCCAUAUUCCCUUCAACCCACCGCCGAUUCGCCCCCGUCGUGUAUCCGGUCUAACUCCAUCCUCAAAAUGUCGUGGAAGUUGACGAAGAAACUCAAGGAGACCCAUCUGGGUCCGUUGGCCAACACCUUCUCCCGUUCGCCGUCGACGUCUACCAUCACCGACAGCAGCGAAAAGGCCCAGCCCAACAUCUCUGGCUCGGCCUCACCCAUCAACGAGGGAAACAUCGCUGCCUCUGAGGCCAUGGCACAAGCACCAGUUGUCAACCCCCCGAAGCCCGGCAUCCUCGUCGUCACCCUUCACGAGGGUCACGGCUUCUCCCUCCCCGAACAACACAGACAAGCCUUUGCUUCUUCACACCAAGGUUCGCUGUCCACCGGCGGCGCCCUCAGCGUCGCCGGCUCCGUCCGCCCUUCUUCCUCACAACGGGGCGCCGUCGGCUCCUUCAUCAACGGUGCCGCCCGCCCCCAGACUUCCGGCGGCGGCUUCACCGGUAUCCCAACCAACCAUGGCCGUAUCUCCGGAAAGUACAUGCCCUACGCCCUGCUGGACUUCGACAAGAUGCAGGUCUUUGUCAACUCGGUCGAAGGAACGCCAGAGAACCCUCUCUGGGCCGGAGGAAACACCCAGUACAAGUUCGACGUCUCUCGCGUGACGGAGCUCGUCAUCCACCUCUACAUGCGCAACCCCCUGGCCCCUCCCGGCUCGGGCCGCAGCCAAGACAUAUUCCUCGGCGUCGCCCGCAUCAACCCGCGCUUCGAGGAGAAGCACCAGUUCGUUGAGGACCCCAAGGCAAACAAAAAGGACCGCGAGAAGGCCGCCGCCGAGUUCGCCAGUCGCGAGCGCGCCCUCGGCCACAGCGGAGUCGAGUGGGUGGACGUGCAGUACGGCACUGGAAAGGUCAAAAUUGGCGUCGAGUACGUCGAGAACCGCGCCGGCAAGCUCAAGAUUGAGGACUUUGAGCUGCUCAAGGUCGUCGGCAAGGGCAGCUUCGGCAAGGUGAUGCAGGUGCGCAAGAAGGACACGAACCGGAUCUACGCGCUCAAGACGAUCCGCAAGGCGCACAUCAUCUCGCGCUCCGAAGUCGCUCACACCCUCGCCGAGCGCUCCGUACUGGCCCAGAUCAACAACCCCUUCAUCGUGCCCCUCAAGUUUACCUUCCAGUCGCCCGAGAAGCUCUACUUCGUGCUGGCCUUUGUCAACGGAGGCGAGCUGUUCCACCAUCUCCAGAAGGAGCAGAGAUUCGACGUUAACCGCUCCCGAUUCUACACGGCCGAACUGCUGUGCGCCCUCGAGUGCCUCCACGGCUUCAACGUCAUCUACCGAGACCUUAAGCCCGAGAACAUUCUUCUCGACUAUCAGGGCCACAUCGCCCUGUGCGACUUUGGCCUUUGCAAGCUGGACAUGAAGGACGAGGACAGGACUAACACGUUCUGCGGUACGCCCGAAUAUCUCGCUCCCGAGCUCCUCAUGGGCCAGGGCUACAACAAGACUGUCGAUUGGUGGACGCUGGGUGUCCUGCUGUACGAGAUGUUGACGGGUCUGCCGCCCUUCUACGACGAGAACACGAACGAGAUGUACCGCAAGAUCCUCUCGGAGCCGCUCCACUUCCCCGGCCACGACGUCGUCCCGCCGGCGGCCAAGGACCUCCUGACCAAGUUGCUCAACCGUGAUCCCAAGGAGCGUCUCGGAGCCAACGGAUCGGCUGAGAUCAAGGCGCACCCUUUCUUCCAUGCCAUUGACUGGCGCAAGCUUCUGCAGCGCAAGUACGAGCCUGCAUUCAAGCCCAAUGUGGUGGACGCGCUCGACACGGCCAACUUCGACCCCGAGUUCACGUCAGAAGCCCCCCAGGACUCGUACGUGGAGGGACCGAUGCUCUCGCAGACGAUGCAGAAUCAAUUCCAGGGCUUCUCGUACAACCGCCCGAUCGCGGGACUGGGCGAUGCUGGUGGCAGUGUCAAGGACCCUUCCUUCGUGGGCAGCAUCCAGGACCGAUGAGGGGACUUUGAACAGGGUUUGCGGCUGGGUCGGCAGUUUUAGGCCGGCUCCCUUAGACAGCGAAGCAUGAGAUUUGUGUGCACGGGGCGAGGUGGACUUUGUGAAUCAGGGUUCGCCUCGAGUUUUUUACAGCAAGGCGACUCGACACGGAUCUUGAGGUCGCUCUCGGUGGAAACGCGCGCGCGCACGCGCGCAAAAGAAACAGCUUUGCGUCUUCCUUCGUCUUUGUACGGCGUUCUGGGACGGGCAUGAUGACGCCUUUGGGGAAAAGGAAAUGUAGAUAGGCACAGAUCAUUGAGCAGGCAAGACAGAGGAAUUAGCUCAGCAUUCGUCAUGGGCAUUCAACUGGUUUCAA
Colletotrichum destructivum is the source of this 3170-nucleotide messenger RNA. RefSeq names its product Putative serine/threonine-protein kinase, active. Gene Ontology annotation, biological process: protein phosphorylation. Gene Ontology annotation, cellular component: nucleus; cytoplasm. Lineage: Eukaryota; Fungi; Ascomycota; Sordariomycetes; Glomerellales; Glomerellaceae. Gene Ontology annotation, molecular function: protein serine/threonine kinase activity; ATP binding. Bases 887 to 2815 code for a protein of 642 amino acids. The transcript has 3 exons. The record is from RefSeq and is a predicted model, not a curated record.